This is a messenger RNA of Canis lupus familiaris (dog), 9227 nucleotides long. It is a transcript of the gene FBN3, whose product is annotated as fibrillin 3. Gene Ontology annotation, molecular function: calcium ion binding. NCBI's taxonomy places the organism in Eukaryota, Metazoa, Chordata, Mammalia, Carnivora, Canidae. The record is from RefSeq and is a predicted model, not a curated record.
UCUGAAGGGUCUGUGCUUGGCAAGGAGAGGGGCUGGUGCUUUCACCAUGGCCUGGGGCCCCCUGGCUCGGCUCCUGCUGGCCUGGAUGGCCCUAUUGUGCGUGGUGCAUGUCCAGGGCCGUUGGGACAGGGCCUUGGAGUCUGCGGGCCCCGGACGUGUGCGCAGGCGUGGCAGCCCAGGCAUCUUGCAGGGGCCGAAUGUGUGCGGCUCCCGUUUCCAUGCCUACUGCUGCCCUGGCUGGAGGACACUGCCAGGCGGGAACCAGUGUGUCGUCCCCGUCUGUAGGCAUGCCUGCGGCAAGGGCUUCUGCUCCCGACCCAACCUGUGUGCCUGUGCUGAUGGGAAGCUGGCCCCCAGCUGCGGGGGGAGCCGAGGGUCAGGGUGCAGCGUGAGCUGUAUGAAUGGAGGCAGCUGCCGAGGGGAGUCCUGCCUGUGUCAGAGGGGCUACACAGGCACUGUGUGUGGGCAGCCUGUCUGUGACCGUGGGUGCCACAACGGGGGCCGCUGCAUCGGGCCGAACCACUGUGCCUGUGUGUAUGGCUUCAUGGGACCUCAGUGUGAGAGAGACUACCGGACGGGCCCCUGCUUUGGCCAAGUGGGUCCUGAGGGGUGCCGGCAGCAGCUGACAGGCCUGGCGAGCACGAAGGCCCUCUGCUGUGCUACCGUGGGCCGAGCCUGGGGCAUCCCGUGCGAGCUCUGCCCCGCACAGCCACACCCCUGCCGCCGAGGCUUCAUCCCCAAUGUCCGCACAGGGGCCUGCCAAGAUGUGGAUGAGUGCCAGACUGUCCCGGGCCUGUGCCAGGGGGGCAGCUGCAUCAACACGGUGGGCUCCUUCGAGUGCCGCUGCCCCAGUGGACACCGGCCCAGUGAGAACAGUGCCAAGUGCGAAGAUGUGGACGAGUGUGUCAGCGUGCUGGGCCUCUGCUCUGGGGGCGACUGCAGCAACACGGUGGGGAGCUUCGUGUGCACCUGUCCGCGUGGGUUUGUCAGCAGCCUGGACGGCUCCCGCUGCCUCGACCACCGGGCUGGCACCUGCUUCUCUACACUGAUUGUGGGCCGCUGUGCUGGAGACCUCGCUGGCCAUUACACUCAGAGGCAGUGCUGCUGUGACCGGGGCAGGUGCUGGGCGGCUGGCCCAGCCCCUGAGCCGUGUCCUCUGCGGGGCUCUGAUGAGUUCCAGCGACUGUGUGUGCAGGGGCUCCCGCUGCUGCCCCCCUCCUACCCUGGCCCCUUCCCUGGACUCCCUGGCUUUGGGUCCAAUGGUGUGGGUCCUGGCCCUGGGCCCGCUCGGCACAGCCCCCAUGGCUCCAAUGGGCGUGGUGUUCCCAGCCUGGGCAUCGGCAAUGCCCACAUUGGCACAGCCACCUUGAACCAGACCAUCGACAUCUGCAGACACUUCACCAAUCUGUGUCUCAACGGCCGCUGCCUGCCCACCCCUUCUAGCUACCGCUGCGAGUGUAACGCGGGCUACACUCAGGACGUUCGGGGGGAGUGCAUCGACGUGGACGAAUGUGCCAGCAGUCCCUGCCACCACGGAGACUGCGUCAACACACCUGGCUCCUACCACUGCCAGUGCCACGACGGCUUCCAGGCGACGCCCGCCAAGCAGGAGUGCGUGGAUGUGGACGAGUGCCUCGUGGGCAGCAGCCUCUGCCAUCACGGCCGCUGCGCCAACACCGAGGGCAGCUUCCGGUGUGUCUGCAAUGCGGGCUUCGAGCUCGGCCCCGGCGGCAAGAACUGUGUGGAUCACAACGAGUGUGCCACCACCACCAUGUGCACCAACGGGGUGUGCAUCAACGAGGACGGCAGCUUCACGUGUCUCUGCAAAUCCGGCUUCCUGCUGGCACCCAGUGGCCGCUACUGCGUGGACAUCGAUGAGUGCCAGACUCCGGGCAUCUGCGUGAACGGCCACUGCACCAACACCGAAGGCUCCUUUCGCUGCCACUGCCUGGGGGGGCUGGCCGUGGGCGCGGACGGCCGAGUGUGCGUGGACACCCACGUGCGCAGCACCUGCUAUGGAGCCCUGGAGCUGGGCUCCUGCGCCCGCCCCUUCCCUGGCGCGGUCACCAAAUCCGAGUGCUGCUGUGCUAGCCCAGACCACGGAUUUGGGGAGCCCUGCCUGCCGUGUCCUGCCAAGAACUCUGCCGAGUUCCAGAUUCUGUGCAGCAGCGGUCUGGGCAUCACCGCGGAUGGUAGAGACAUCAACGAGUGUGCACUGGACCCCGACAUCUGCACCCACGGCCUGUGCGAGAACCUGCGCGGCACCUACCGCUGUGUGUGCAGCCCGGGCUACGAGGCGGGAGCCGGCGGCAAGGAGUGUGUGGAUGUGGACGAGUGUGCUCGCAAUAGCCUCCUGUGUGACAACGGGUGGUGCCGGAACAGCCCAGGCAGCUACAGCUGCUCCUGCCCCCAGGGCUUCAGCUUCCGGCAGGACAUGGAGACCUGCGAAGACAUCGACGAGUGCCUGUCCAACCCAUGUGUAAAUGGUGCGUGUCGGAACCUGGCCGGUUCCUACGCCUGUGAAUGCGUCCCGGGACGCAGCCGGCUGGGGCCCUCCGGCACCAUGUGCCUAGACAACAUCAAGGGCACAUGCUGGCUGAAGGUCCAGGAUGGCCGCUGUGAAGCGAACCUGCCCGGAGCCUCCCUGCGGUCCGAGUGCUGUGCCACCCUCGGGGCUGCCUGGGGGAGCCCCUGCGAACGCUGCAAGCCCGAUCCUGCCUGUGCCCGUGGCUUUGCCCGCAUGACGGGACUCACCUGUGAAGAUGUGAACGAAUGCGAGGUCUUCCCCGGGGUAUGUCCCAAUGGACGCUGCCUCAACACGGCUGGCUCCUUCCGCUGUGAGUGCCCCGAGGGCCUGACGCUGGAUGCCACGGGCCGGCUGUGCGUGGACAUGCGCCUGGAGCCGUGUUUCCUGCGUUGGGAUGAGGACGAGUGUGGGGCCGCCCUGCCCGGCAAAUACCGGAUGGACGUUUGCUGCUGCUCAGUGGGGGCCGCCUGGGGGGCCGCGUGUGAGGCGUGCCCAGAGCCCAGGUCCCCCGCAUUUGCCAGCCUGUGUCCCCGGGGGCUGGGCUUCGCCAGCCGGGACUUCCUGUCUGGCCGGCCCUUCUACAAAGAUGUGAAUGAGUGCAAGGCGUUUCCCAGCCUCUGCGUGCACGGCACCUGCCGGAACACGGUGGGCAGCUUCCGCUGCUCCUGUGCGGGGGGCUUCGCCCCGGAUACCCAGGGCAGGAACUGCACAGACAUCGACGAGUGCCACAUCUCCCCUGACCUCUGUGGCCAGGGCACCUGUGUCAACACCCCAGGCAGCUUUGAGUGCGAGUGUUUCCGUGGCUAUGAGAGCGGCUUAAUGCUGAUGAAGAACUGCGUGGACGUGGACGAGUGUGUGCGGGACCCGCUGCUGUGCCGGGGAGGUACCUGCAUCAACGUGGAGGGGAGCUACAAGUGUCAGUGCCCUCCCGGGCAUGCGCUGACGGCCAAGGACACUGCCUGUGAGGAUGUCGAUGAGUGCUCCCUGAGCGACAGCCUGUGUCCCCACGGCCACUGUGUCAACGUCAUCGGGGCCUUCCAGUGCUCCUGCCAUGCUGGCUUCCAGAGCACACCUGACCGCCAGGGCUGCAUGGACAUAAACGAAUGCCGCUCUGGGAACGGUGGGUGUGACGUACACUGCACAAAUACGGAGGGCAGCUACCGGUGCGGCUGCGGACACGGCUACUCUCUGAUGCCCAACGGGAGGGCGUGUGCAGACGUGGAUGAGUGUGCGGAGAACCCAGACAUCUGCGAUGGGGGCCAGUGUGCCAACGUGCCAGGGGGUCACCACUGCCUAUGCUAUGAUGGCUUCAUGGCCACGCCGGACUCAAGGACAUGCAUUGAUGUGAAUGAGUGUGACCUGAACCCCCACAUUUGCCUCCAUGGGGACUGUGAGAACACAAAAGGUUCCUUUGUGUGCCACUGCCAGCGGGGUUACGUCAUCAGGAAGGGGGCCACGGGCUGCUCCGACGUGGACGAGUGUGAGCUUGGGGGACACAGCUGUGACAGUCACGCUUCCUGCCUCAACGUCCCUGGGAGUUUCAGCUGCAGGUGCCAGCCAGGCUGGGUGGGGGAUGGCUUCGCAUGCCACGACCUGGAUGAGUGUGCCUUCUGGGAGCACGGGUGCAGCUUGAGAGCCGACUGUCUGAACGUUCCCGGCUCCUACCGCUGCGUCUGCCGCCAGGGCUUCAUGGGGGACGGCUUCUCCUGUGAAGACAGGGACGAAUGUGCUGAGGACGUGGACCUCUGCGAGAACGGGCAGUGCCUCAAUGCCCCCGGCGGGUACCGCUGCGAGUGUGAGAUGGGCUUCGGCCCCACGGAGGACCACCGCGCCUGCCGGGAUGUGGACGAGUGUGUUCUCGGGAACCUCUGUGUGUUCGGGAGCUGCGAGAACCUGCCCGGGAUGUUCCGCUGCGUCUGUAGUGGGGGCUACGAGCUGGACCGCGGCGGCGGCAACUGCACGGAUGUCAACGAGUGUGCAGACCCCGUGAACUGCAUCAAUGGCCUGUGUGUCAACACCCCCGGCAGCUACCUCUGCAACUGCCCCCAGGAUUUUGAGCUGAACCCCAGCGGGGUGGGCUGUGUGGACACCCGGGUCGGGAACUGUUUCCUGGACACGCAUGACCGAGGGGAUGGCGGCAUUUCCUGCACUGCUGAGAUUGGGGUUGGCGUCACCCGAGCAUCCUGCUGUUGCUCCCUGGGGCGUGCUUGGGGCAACCCCUGUGAACUGUGCCCGAUGGCCAACACCACCGAGUACAGAACCUUGUGCCCGGGUGGCGAGGGCUUCCGGCCCAACCCCAUCACUGUCAUCCUGGAAGACAUUGAUGAGUGCCAGGAGCUGCCCGGGCUGUGCCAGGGGGGCGACUGUGGCAACACUUUUGGCAGCUUCCAGUGUGCAUGCCCCCCCGGCUACCACCUCAAUGGGGACACCCGCACCUGUGAGGACAUCGACGAAUGCUCUGCACACUCGGGCAUCUGUGGCCCUGGUACCUGCUACAACACCCUGGGGAACUACACCUGUGUCUGCCCUGCAGAGUACCUGCAAGUCAACGGUGGCAACAACUGCAUGGACAUGAGGAAGAGCAUCUGCUUCCGGCACUAUAACGGCACGUGUCGGAAUGAGCUGGCCUUUAAUGUGACCCGGAAGAUGUGCUGCUGCUCGUACAACAUCGGCCAGGCCUGGAACAGACCCUGCGAGGCCUGUCCCACCCCUGCCAGCUUGGACUACCAGAUCCUGUGCGGAAACCAGGCCCCUGGCUUCGUCAUUGACAUCCACACUGGGAAGCCCCUUGACAUUGACGAGUGUGGAGAGAUCCCGGCCAUUUGUGCCAGUGGCAUCUGCAUCAACCAGAUCGGGAGCUUCCGCUGCGAGUGCCCCACGGGCUUCAGCUACAACAGCGUCCUGCUGGUCUGCGAAGACAUGAACGAGUGUGCCAGCGGGGAGAGCCCCUGCCAGCAGAAUGCCGACUGCAUCAAUAUCCCUGGCAGCUACCGCUGCGUGUGUGCCCGAGGGUACAGGCUGUCGCCCGGUGGGGCUUGCGUGGGACAGAACGAGUGUCGGGAGAUCCCAAACGUCUGUAGCCACGGCGACUGCGUGGACACAGAGGGCAGCUACACGUGCCUCUGUCACCGUGGCUUCCGGGCCUCGGCGGACCAGACCCUGUGCAUGGACGUCGACGAGUGUGACCGGCAGCCGUGCGGAAACGGGACCUGCAAGAACAUAGUCGGCUCCUACACCUGCCUCUGCUUCCCCGGCUUUGUGGCAACGCACAGCGGAGAUUGCGUGGACAUGGAUGAGUGCCGCACUCUGGCGGGGCAGGUGUGCCGAUUUGGCCAGUGCCUCAACACAGCCGGCUCCUUCCACUGCCUCUGCCAGGAUGGCUUCGAGCUCACGGCCGACGGGAAGAACUGCGUGGACACCAAUGAGUGUUUCAGCCUCACGGGAACCUGCCUGCCAGGCACUUGCCAGAACCUCGAGGGCUCCUUCCGCUGCAUCUGUCCUCCUGGCUUCCAGGUGCAGAAUGACCGCUGUGUCGACAUCGACGAGUGCCUGGAGGAGCCCAACCUCUGCCUCUUUGGCACCUGUACCAACAGCCCCGGGAGCUUUCAGUGCCUCUGCCCACCUGGCUUUGUCCUCUCAGACAAUGGGCACCGUUGCUUUGACACGCGGCAGAGUUUCUGCUUCACCCAUUUUGAGGCUGGGAAGUGCUCUGUGCCCAAAGCUUUCAACACCACCAAGACCCGGUGCUGUUGCAGCCAGAGGCCUGGCGAGGGCUGGGACGACCCCUGUGAGCUGUGUCCUCAGGAGGGCAGCGCUGCCUUUCAGGAGCUCUGCCCCUUUGGCCACGGGGCCGUCCCAGGCCCGGAUGACUCUCGGGAAGAUGUGAACGAGUGUGCGGAGAGCCCCGGCGUCUGCACCAAUGGCCUCUGUGUCAACACUGAUGGCUCGUUCCGCUGCGAAUGUCCCUUUGGCUACAGCCUGGACUUCACGGGCAUCCGCUGCGUGGACACAGAUGAGUGCUCCAUCGGGCAUCCCUGUGGCCAAGGCACCUGCACUAAUGUCAUCGGAGGCUUCGAGUGUGCCUGCGCUGAUGGCUUUGAGCCUGGCCCCAUGAUGACCUGCGAGGACAUCGACGAGUGCUCCCUGAACCCCCUGCUCUGCGCCUUCCGCUGCCGCAACACUGAGGGCUCCUACGUGUGCACCUGCCCAGCCGGCUAUGCCCUGCGAGAGGACGGGGCCAUGUGCCGAGACGUGGACGAGUGUGCGGACGGUCAGCAGGACUGCCACGAACGGGGCAUGCUGUGCAAGAAUCUCAUCGGCACCUUCGCCUGCGUCUGCCCCCCAGGCCUGCGGCCGCAGUCCAACUCCAGGGACGGCUGCACAGAUGAGGAUGAAUGUCACACCCAGCCCAGCCUGUGCGCCAACGGUCGCUGUGUCAACACUGUGGGCAGCUUCCAGUGUGACUGUGAUGAGGGCUUCCAGCUCAGCCCUGCCGGCACCGAGUGCCAGGACGUCCGGCAGGGGCCCUGCUUCUCCGAGGUGCUGCAGGCCGUGUGCCAGGCUCCAUCGAGCAGCGGGGAGGCUGUCACAAGGGCCCAGUGCUGCUGUGGGGGCGGCCGGGCCUGGGGGCCCCGCUGCGAGCUCUGUCCCCUGCCCGGCACCUCUGUCCACAGGGCCCUGUGCCCGCACGGCUCGGGCUACACCGCCGGAGGCCAAGAUGUGGACGAGUGUCGCAUGCUCGCUCCCCUGUGCCCCCACGGCGAGUGCAUCAACAGCCUUGGCUCCUUCCGCUGUCGCUGCCAGGCGGGGUACACGCUGGACGCUGCUGCCACAGCCUGCCUGGAUGUGGAUGAGUGUGCCCAGGCCCCCGCGCCGUGUGCCUUCAUCUGCAAAAACACCGAGGGCAGCUUCCUGUGCGCCUGCCCCCGAGGCUACCUGCUGGAGGAGGACGGCAGGACCUGCAGAGACCUGGACGAGUGCUCCUCCAGGCAACAUAACUGCCAGUUCUUCUGCGUCAACACCAUCGGCUCCUUCACCUGCCACUGUCCCCCCGGCUUCACCCAGCACCGCCAGGCCUGCCUUGACAAUGACGAGUGCUUGGCUCAGCCUGGCCCGUGUGGCCCUCGCGGGCGCUGCCACAACACACCAGGCAGCUUCAGCUGCGAGUGCCACCAAGGCUUCGCCCCGGACAGCUCAGGCCGUGGCUGUGAAGACGUGGACGAGUGUGACGGGCCCCAUCGCUGCCAGCACGGCUGUCAGAAUGAGCUGGGGGGCUACCGCUGUGGCUGCCCCCAGGGCUUCACCCCGCACUCCCAGUGGAGCCAGUGUGUGGACGAAAACGAGUGUGUGCUGUCACCUGCGGCCUGCGGCAGCGCCUCCUGCCACAACACGCUGGGUGGCUUCCGCUGCGUCUGCCCCUCUGGCUUUGACUUUGACCAGGCCCUGGGGGGCUGCCAGGAUGUAGACGAAUGUGCCGCACGGGGCAGCCCCUGUAGCUACGGCUGCGCCAACACCCCUGGCGGCUUCCUGUGCGGCUGCCCCCAAGGCUACUUCCGGGCUGGGCAAGGGCACUGUGUCUCUGGCUUGGGCUUCAGCCCCGGACCCCAGGAGACCUCGGACGAGGAAGAGCUGCUCUCGUCCGAAGCCUGCUAUGAAUGCAAGAUCAAUGGCCUCCCUGCUCGUGACCGGCCACGGCGCAGCACCCAUGGUGACCAGGUGAGCCUGGCCAGCCUUGACUCCGAGGCCCCGCUGACCUUGGGCCUGAACCUCUCCCGCCUGAGCCCCGCUAGGCACAUCCUGGAGCUGCGGCCAGCACUGGAGAGCCUGGGGGGACGGGUCCACUAUGUCAUCGCCCGCGGCAACGGGCCAGGUUUCUUCCGCAUGCAUCACCUCCAGGGCCUCAGCUCCCUGCAGCUGGGGCGUCGCAGGCCCGGGCCUGGAACCUACCGGCUGGAGGUGGUGAGCGUGGCAGGGCCCUGGGGCACCUGGCCGGAGGGGCAGCGGGUGCCCAGCGGCGGGGCCUUGCGGUUAAAGGUACAGCUGCAGCUGCUGUAGCUGAAAGGAGCCCGCACCCGCCGCCGGACCCAGGCCCCUCCCGCAGCCCCCUCUCUGGACCCCUGCACGGGCGCUGCCCCAUCCUUGCCUCUUCCGGCGGGAUUUUGGGGAAACUGAGGUCACUCCGCUCGCUGCACAUCUGGUAUGGAGGUGUGCCCCAGGGCCCCUACUCCUCCUCCUCUUCAGAGUGCCAGAUUCUGGAGUGGAGGGACUGAUCCCACCGGCAAUGGGAUCGCUGACCAGGUGGAACCCCAAAACUCAGGAAGAGUAACAUACGAUUCUGCGACCUCAGGCGAACCCAGCCGCUGCCCAGGGGGACCCCAACCUUCAGUCUUCCCUAGAGACUGCCGGAAGCUGCAGCAUGCACCUUCCCCCGCCAACCAGGGGCAAGGAGGGGCCUGCGAUUCCCUAAAUCUGGUCAAUCUCAGGCGUUCACUUCUGCACUGUGCGCUGUGGCUCUCCCCCAGGGGCCAGUGGGCCCCGGGAACGGGUGGCUGGGUGGGCCUGGGGCUGGACCCUCCAAGCCAAAGAGCCCGUGGGGCCCCGGCUGGGGUUGGUGACACACAGUCAUUCCCCAGGCCCCUGGUCAGGUGGGCUAGGAUGCCGAGGUGCUUUUAUAUCAGAAGCAGAGACGACAAUAAAGUUA